AUGUCGCAGGAAUACUCCUUCAAGCACUUUACGGUGCAAUUCCCAGCAAACCAUCCUUAUGUUGCGCACGUGGAGAUCAAUCGAGCAGAUAAGAUGAAUGCCUUUUUCGAAGCCAUGUGGAUUGAGAUGAGCCAAAUAUUUCAGAAACUCUCAGAGGACCCGAAUGUCCGCUCUAUCGUUCUCAGUGGAGCCGGCGAAAAGGCUUUUACCACGGGCCUGGAUGUCAAGGCCGCAUCCAGCGGCCCCUUAUUCUCCGAGAAGAGUGAUCUCGACCCUGCCCGCAAAGCCGCCUUCAUGCGUCGCCACAUCGCCGCAUUCCAGGACUGUAUCACAGCUGUUGAGCGCUGCGAGAAACCUGUUGUGGUCGCCAUGCACGGAUUUGCGCUGGGUCUCGCCAUCGACCUGUCGACCGCGGCCGACGUGCGCAUCUGCUCCCGGGACGUCAAGUUCGCCGUGAAAGAGGUGGACAUCGGCAUUGCAGCAGACAUCGGCACUCUGAGCCGACUGCCCAAGGUCGUGGGCAGCUUUAGUUGGGUCAAGGAAGUGGCCCUCACGGCGCGGGUGUUUGAAGCGGAAGAGGCGCUGCGCGUGGGUUUCGUCAACUCGGUGCACGAGAACCGUCAGGCCACCAUCGACGCGGGCCUGAAGAUCGCUGCGCUGAUGGCGUCUAAGAGCCCUGUAGCCGUACAGGGCACCAAAGAGAUUUUGAACUGGUCGCGCGAUCACUCGGUACAAGAUGGACUGCGCUACACCGGGGUGUGGAAUAGCGCGGCCCUGCAGACCAAGGACCUCUCUGCGGCUUUACUGUCUGGGCUGCAAAAGCGCACGCCCACGUUUGAGAAGCUCUAA
This is a messenger RNA of Penicillium argentinense, 849 nucleotides long. Its product is annotated as enoyl-CoA hydratase/isomerase family protein. Gene Ontology annotation, molecular function: delta(3,5)-delta(2,4)-dienoyl-CoA isomerase activity. Gene Ontology annotation, cellular component: mitochondrion. The transcript has 2 exons. Bases 1 to 849 code for a protein of 282 amino acids. The record is from RefSeq and is a predicted model, not a curated record. NCBI's taxonomy places the organism in Eukaryota, Fungi, Ascomycota, Eurotiomycetes, Eurotiales, Aspergillaceae.